Trichoderma harzianum CBS 226.95 is the source of this 540-nucleotide messenger RNA. RefSeq lists its product as hypothetical. Lineage: Eukaryota; Fungi; Ascomycota; Sordariomycetes; Hypocreales; Hypocreaceae. The transcript has 2 exons. The record is from RefSeq and is a predicted model, not a curated record. Bases 1 to 540 code for a protein of 179 amino acids.
AUGUUUCGUAGGAUAGGGGAUGAUCCAACUGACGAUAGACUGAUCUCGUUUCGCAAUGCUUUUUAUCACUAUCAGUUUGCAUGCAUCAUGGCAACCAGGUAUCAGAGAAAUGAUAAGGGCACUUGCCGGGACACCAGCCUCACCGAAGAGGACAGAGAAAAAAAGAUGCUUCAUAAAAUCUCUGGCUUGUGUUUGGAUGGAGAGGAGCGGUUAUGUCUGGCGGAAAUCCUCGACUGGGUGGAGGGUCGUUACGGGAGACUCAUAGACAAGGCACUGGAGGGUCGCCCCCGGAACGAUGAUAAAGGGCUAUCGAGUAAGUUCAAAGUCCCAUCUCCCUACUUUAUAACCGAUUCAUUCUUACAGGCAGAUGUUGUAAAUUACUUCGCCAAGCGUGGUCUCAGAUAUCUUCAGAGCUGCUUACGAGAUGAGCUUGACCUGAAGAAGCUGAGAGAAGCUGAAAAGCACUGUAACUUACCAUUCGCAAGCGCAGAGAUAUCCUUCAUAAUUGGGCUAAAAGAGGGCACCAAGUCUAGAGCUUGA